UUCCCCUCCAACUUGAACCACUUGAUAUCGCUCUCUUUUCCCUUAAAGAAUACUUGGAUAUAAAUAGACUUGUUACGUCACACAAAGAAGAAAACCACCUACCUCCUUAGAGACCUAGACAGUAGCCAUGGCUCCAGCUAUUGAUACCGAGAGCCCGGUAGAUAUAAUUCAGGGCUUGAAGGCCCAGGCCAAAAAGGCCGACCGUUCCAUCUUCCCAGAUGGCCUAAAGACCACAGGCCAACACCCACCAUUAUAUGACCAGCUGUACCCUUACAGUGCAUUCCCCAAGCACAUCGAGGGACCUACAGUAUGGAAGGCAGAGGACUACGCCAACAACCCCGAGAGAUGGGUGCACCCCUUCUCCGAGAGUGAGCUGGAGGAGAUAUCCCAGACCGCCGACACCUUCAUCGCCUCCGGCCUACCCCUGACCGGCAUCAGCAAGGACAACUUCCGGCUACCCGGCCUGGAGCCGUCGCUGAUCACCAUGCGGCGGGAGCUGCUGAACGGCAAGGGGUUCCUCCUGUACAAAGGCUUCCCCGUGGACGAGUGGGGCACGCACAAGUCCGCCGUCGCGUACAUGGGACUAGGCGCGUACCUGGGCUACCCGGUAUCGCAGAACGGGCGGGGCCACAUCCUGGGCCACGUGCAGGACCUGGGCGAGGACAGCACGCAGAUCGACAAGGUGCGCAUCUACCGGACGAACGCGCGGCAGUUCUUCCACGCGGACGACUGCGACAUCGUCGGCCUCCUGUGCAUCGCGAAGGCCGAGUUCGGCGGCGAGUCCGACGUCUCCUCCAUCCACCACGUCUGGAACAUCCUGCAGGCCGAGCGCCCCGACGUCGCCGAGCUGCUGACCCAGCCGGUGUGGUACUUCGACCGCAAGGGCGAGGUGUCGCAGGGCGAGGAGCCGUACAUCCGCACCGCCGUCUUCUACCUCGAGACGCCGGACCCGGCCGGCGAGGCGGCGCCGCAGCGCGUGUACUGCAAGUGGGACCCGUACUACGUGCGCAGCCUGAAGCGGUUCUCGGACGCGGGGCUGAUCCCGCCGCUGUCGCCCGCGCAGGAGGAGGCGACGGCCGUGCUCGAGGCGACGUGCGAGCGCGUCAAGCUGCACAUGGUCCUCGCCGUCGGCGACAUCCAGUUCGUCUCCAACUCGCACACCCUGCACGCGCGCACCGCGUACCGCGACUUCGGCCCCGACAGCGGCAAGCCGAGGCGCCACCUCAUGCGCCUGUGGCUGUCGGUGCCCGAGGACGAGGGCGGCUGGAGGCUGCCGUUCUGGGACUCCGGGGAGAAGAAGAGGGGGGGUAUCCAGGUCGACGAUACGCCGCCGGUGGCGAGGCUUGAUGCUGAUUAGGGAGGAAAGGGGAGUAGGUAAAAAGAAAGGG
Messenger RNA from Hypoxylon fragiforme, 1388 nucleotides. RefSeq names its product Clavaminate synthase-like protein. The record is from RefSeq and is a predicted model, not a curated record. Lineage: Eukaryota; Fungi; Ascomycota; Sordariomycetes; Xylariales; Hypoxylaceae. The transcript has 2 exons. Gene Ontology annotation, molecular function: oxidoreductase activity. Bases 128 to 1357 code for a protein of 409 amino acids.